AUGUCUGCAAACACCUCAAUGCACCGUACAGUAUCUGCUCCAUUACUGUUAAGCGAAAUCAAUCACCGGGAGGCUCUAGCAACGGGCUCAACGGCGUCGUAUAUACCACCCGACAUCGACUUCAACAAACUUGAAAGAGGCGAUUUGGUGUUCGAUCAAAGAUUCAGUGACGAGAGAGGGCCAGUUCUUAGCGGACGCCAGACUGCAGAUUACAAUUCUAUACUACGGGAACAGUCGGCGCCCGCCGGGCCUCUGAAUUCAAGUUCACCGCCUGUUCAAUUACCCAGGAGUCCCUCGUAUUUUGGGCCUCCUAGCAAUGGAAACCAAGAGGCUAAUGGAAAUGUCGGCUCCUAUGUGUCCCCAGUCGCUACCUGGCUCUGGAGCCUAUACUAUAGCAAUAGAAUGCUUUUUUACUGCUUUCUGGGCCUCAUCAUCGUUGUCUCAACUUUCUACACCGCAUUUACCGGCGAAGGUUCAAAGUACUACGUCAUCAUUCUUAAGGCUUCAGCUUGCUACGUGUUUGGUACCAACAGAGCUGAAACUCUUUUUGGCCCAGGAUUUUGUGAGUUUGGAGACCAAUGUGGUGAGCACAGAUCACAACGUUCACUUUGA
This is a messenger RNA of Lachancea dasiensis, 612 nucleotides long. The record is from the annotation of a GenBank genome assembly. Lineage: Eukaryota; Fungi; Ascomycota; Saccharomycetes; Saccharomycetales; Saccharomycetaceae.